Macaca mulatta (Rhesus monkey) is the source of this 5715-nucleotide messenger RNA. It is a transcript of the gene ULK2, whose product is annotated as unc-51 like autophagy activating kinase 2. Gene Ontology annotation, molecular function: ATP binding; protein serine/threonine kinase activity. NCBI's taxonomy places the organism in Eukaryota, Metazoa, Chordata, Mammalia, Primates, Cercopithecidae. The record is from RefSeq and is a predicted model, not a curated record. Gene Ontology annotation, biological process: reticulophagy; piecemeal microautophagy of the nucleus; axon extension. Gene Ontology annotation, cellular component: cytoplasm; phagophore assembly site membrane; phagophore assembly site.
GGUAGCGCGCGUGAGGGCGUUGGGCGCCGCCGCGAGGCUGGGAAGCGCGGGUCCGCGGCGGUGCGGGUUCUAGGGCGGCGGCUGCCGCCGCCGCAGCAGCGCCCCGGGCGGGGAGGGCCGAGGAGGCCGGACGAGCUGGGGAUGGAGAGUACCAGGCCCCUCACUGCCUCAGAGCGCGUGUGCGGCUCCGGGCGCGCACAGUGACGGUGACAGCGACCCUGGCCCGGCAGCGCCGAGGCCGCUUCGCCAGACAGCCCGCGACCGGCGGCAGGCCGGGCCAUGAGGAGCGGCCGGGGCCGGGCCGGGCCUCGCUGACCCCGGCUCCGCGCGGCGGCCUCCCCCGUUUCCGCUCCGGCCUCUCGGCAUGAGAGUCAGCCCGGGCCCGGGGCUGCGGCUGCCCCAGACUCGCCGCCAGCUGGCGCGCUCCGGGGCCGCAGACCCGCGGUGCUGAUACCUGCGCCGCGCUACGCCGCCAGCCCGCCCACUGUGUGCCCCGGGGGCGCGGCCAUGGAGGUGGUGGGCGACUUCGAGUACAGCAAGAGGGAUCUCGUGGGACACGGGGCCUUCGCCGUGGUCUUCCGGGGGCGGCACCGCCAGAAAACUGAUUGGGAGGUAGCUAUUAAAAGUAUUAAUAAAAAGAACUUGUCAAAAUCACAAAUACUGCUUGGAAAGGAAAUUAAAAUCUUAAAGGAACUUCAGCAUGAAAAUAUUGUAGCACUCUAUGAUGUUCAGGAAUUACCCAACUCUGUCUUUUUGGUGAUGGAGUAUUGCAAUGGUGGAGACCUCGCAGAUUAUUUGCAAGCAAAAGGAACUCUCAGUGAAGAUACCAUCAGAGUGUUUCUGCAUCAGAUUGCUGCUGCCAUGCGAAUCCUGCACAGCAAAGGAAUCAUCCACAGAGAUCUCAAACCACAGAACAUCUUGCUGUCCUAUGCUAAUCGCAGAAAAUCAAGUGUCAGUGGUAUUCGCAUCAAAAUAGCGGAUUUUGGUUUUGCUCGUUACCUACAUAGUAACAUGAUGGCUGCAACACUGUGUGGAUCCCCCAUGUAUAUGGCUCCUGAGGUUAUUAUGUCUCAACAUUAUGAUGCUAAGGCUGACUUGUGGAGCAUAGGAACAGUGAUAUACCAAUGCCUAGUUGGAAAACCACCUUUUCAGGCCAAUAGUCCUCAAGACUUAAGGAUGUUUUAUGAAAAAAACAGGAGCUUAAUGCCUAGUAUUCCCAGAGAAACAUCACCUUAUUUGGCUAAUCUCCUUUUGGGUUUGCUUCAGAGAAACCAAAAAGAUAGAAUGGACUUCGAAGCAUUUUUUAGCCAUCCUUUUCUUGAGCAAGUUCCAGUAAAAAAAUCUUGCCCAGUUCCAGUGCCCGUGUAUUCUGGUUCUGUCUCUGGAAGCUCCUGUGGCAGCUCUCCAUCUUGUCGUUUUGCUUCUCCACCAUCCCUUCCAGAUAUGCAGCAUAUUCAGGAAGAAAACUUAUCUUCCCCACCAUUGGGUCCUCCCAACUAUCUACAAGUUUCCAAAGAUUCUGCCAGUACUAGUAGCAAGAAUUCUUCUUGUGACACGGAUGACUUUGUUUUGGUGCCACACAACAUCUCGUCAGACCACUCAUAUGAUAUGCCAUUGGGGACUGCUGGCAGGCGUGCUUCAAAUGAGUUCUUGGUGUGUGGAGGGCAGUGUCAGCCUACCGUGUCACCUCACAGUGAAACAGCACCAAUUCCAGUACCUACUCAAAUAAGGAAUUAUCAGCGCAUAGAGCAGAAUCUUACAUCUACUGCCAGCUCAGGCACAAAUGUACAUGGUUCUCCAAGAUCUGCAGUGGUGCGAAGGUCCAACACCAGCCCCAUGGGCUUCCUCCGGCUGGGAUCAUGCUCCCCGGUGCCAGCAGACACAGCACAGACAGUUGGACGAAGGCUCUCCACUGGGUCUUCUAGGCCUUACUCACCUUCCCCUUUGGUUGGUACCAUUCCUGAGCAAUUCAGUCAGUGCUGCUGUGGGCAUCCUCAGGGCCAUGACUCCAGGAGUAGAAACUCCUCAGGUUCUCCAGUGCCACAAGCUCAGUCACCACAGUCCCUCUUAUUGGGUGCUAGACUGCAGAGCGCCCCCACCCUCACUGACAUCUAUCAGAACAAGCAGAAGCUCAGAAAGCAGCACUCUGACCCCGUGUGCCCAACCCAUGCUGGGGCUGGGUACAGCUACUCACCUCAGCCCAGCCGGCCUGGCAGCCUUGGAACUUCUCCCACCAAGCACUUGGGGUCCUCUCCACGGAGUUCUGACUGGUUCUUUAAAACUCCUUUGCCAACAAUCAUUGGCUCUCCUACUAAGACCACAGCUCCUUUCAAAAUCCCUAAAACGCAAGCAUCUUCCAACCUGUUAGCCUUGGUUACUCGUCAUGGGCCUGCUGAAGAACAAUCCAAAGAUGGGAAUGAACCACGGGAAUGUGCCCAUUGCCUCUUAGUGCAAGGAAGUGAGAGGCAGCGGGCUGAGCAGCAGAGCAAGGCAGUGUUUGGCAGAUCUGUCAGUACUGGGAAGUUAUCAGAUCAACAAGGAAAGACUCCUAUAGGUGGACAUCAGGGCAGCACAGACAGUUUAAAUACAGAACGACCAAUGGAUAUAGCUCCAGCAGGAGCCUGUGGUAUUGUUCUGGCACCUCCUGCAGGUAUAGCUGCAAGUUCCAGGGCUGUCCUCUUCACUGUAGGGUCUCCUCCACACAGUGCAGUAGCCCCCACUUGUACCCACAUGCUCCUUCGAGCAAGAACAACCUCAGGAGCAGAGGCAGCUCCCAGCCUGAGAUACGUGCCUUACGGUGCUUCACCCCCCAGCCUGGAGGGGCUCAUCACCUUUGAAGCCCCUGAACUGCCGGAGGAGACGCUGAUGGAGCGGGAACACACGGACACCUUACGCCAUCUGAAUGUGAUGCUGAUGUUCACUGAAUGUGUGCUGGACCUGACAGCCGUGAGGGGAGGAAACCCUGAGCUGUGCACAUCUGCUGUGUCCUUGUACCAGAUCCAGGAGAGUGUGGUGGUGGACCAGAUCAGUCAGCUGAGCAAAGACUGGGGGCGGGUGGAGCAGCUGGUGUUGUACAUGAAAGCAGCACAGCUGCUUGCGGCUUCUCUGCAUCUUGCCAAAGCCCAGAUCAAGUCCGGGAAACUGAGCCCAUCCACAGCAGUGAAACAAGUUGUCAAAAAUCUGAACGAACGAUAUAAAUUCUGCAUCACCAUGUGCAAGAAACUUACAGAAAAGCUGAAUCGAUUCUUCUCUGACAAACAGAGGUUUAUUGAUGAAAUCAACAGUGUGACUGCAGAGAAACUCAUCUAUAAUUGUGCUGUAGAAAUGGUUCAGUCUGCAGCCCUUGAUGAGAUGUUUCAGCAGACCGAAGAUAUUGUUUAUCGCUAUCAUAAGGCAGCCCUUCUUUUGGAAGGCCUAACUAAGAUUCUACAGGACCCUGCAGAUAUUGAAAAUGUACAUAAAUAUAAAUGUAGUAUUGAGAGAAGACUGUCGGCGCUCUGCCAUAGCACCGCAACCGUGUGAGCAGCAGGCUCAUCCCAUGGACCGGUGGUGGGAACCUGAGGUGAUGCCUUUGGGAUUACAGCUUGAGUUCUGUCACCCCAUCCCCAGGAAACUGUAGCUUCUUAACUGGUGACUACCAAAGAACAAGCAGUGAUUUCAAAAGGGAAAAACAAUCCAAAAACUACAUAUUUGUAGGAAAUCUGCCUUAUUGGAGAAAGUCACCCUUUCCCUUUUUCUUUGUAGAAGCAGGAGCAAGAGUGUUUGGCUCCCAGUUUGGACUUGGUGAAUAAAUGUACCUUAGAACUAGGAUAACCGGUACAGUUAUUCUUAAAGAUAAUUAAAAAUGUAACAAAGUGAGUGCUCAUCACUUGGUUCAUCAGAGCAGUGUGUGAAAUUCCGUGUGUUUGCUGAGGUAUAAAGGUAAAAGUAUUCACCCCUCAUCCAGGCAGUUUGAUAUUUGGAGUAAGUUUGUUUAAAUCUGAGCAUGUAUAUUUAAACAGCUCAGGAAGAAAUAGCUUAAGAAGAAGUGAAACAUGGAUCUUGGAAGAAAUUUUGAAAUCUUCAAUUUGAUCCUAAUAUGGACACAUGUUAAUCUUCCAAAAUCUUUCAUAUUGCACUAAUUUAUUAAAACAACUGUGUAUUGGAUUUUGUAAUUUAACCGAGGCACAAUGGACUUGUUUAAAAUAUUUUACUUGAUUGUAUACAUAUACCCUUCCCAGAAUUCACAUGUAAUCUCCAGUGAACUUUUAAGUGGUUAAAACUUGUAUUCAUGUGAACCUUUGCAAUUUUUUUUUUUCUUCAUCUACACCUACAGAUUUUCUCAGUAAUGUUUUUGUUAGCUUUUGGUUCCAUUUUUUAUUGUGCAUGCAAAAUGUACAUUGAUGCCUGUGACCUUAGGUUUACUAAAGGCUAGGUUUAUUUGGGCAGUAUUAGGAAAAAAAAUCAUGGAUCAAGAGAUACUCUUGAGAAUUUGAAUAGGGCCAAAACAAAGUUGGUGACCUAAAGGCUUGUUAGUGAUGUGGAGUUCCUACAUGAAGUGAGUGGAAAAUGAAGUUUGUUUUCUCUUAGGAAAAUGGGCAGCUCUUUUCUGCCUAAUGUGUAUUUUUCAUGUUAAUCCUGACAGUUCACCAAAUAGCUAGUCAUGGAGAAUGCAGGCAGUUAACUUAAUAUCCCUCCAGGAAUGGUUCCUACGUUGUAUAUUAUUUGGUUUCUUUUACUUACCUGCUUGAAUACUUGAAUAAACCAUUCACCAAUUUUAAUCCUUUUAUUUUAAUCCUUUUACAUAAAAUAAUCUGAACUCUUUGACAAAUUGCACAGAGCUCUUUGGCAUUAAUCUCAUUUUAAUGUACUGAUAAAAACAAACAUGGGUUUUCCUUUACUUUGACAAAGUAAUGUAAUUUUUACCUUAUUUAUCUGUAUGAAAUUCCAGGAGUUAAUUUGAACAUUUAUUUAUAUGACGUUUGUAUUUUUAGGUCUUUAAUACAGUGUUUCUACCUCUCAUUUGUAACUGCAUGCAUUAUUCUUGAAACUAGGUAAAACUCACUGAAUUGUUGUGUAAUAGCCUUUUUAUUACUGCCUGUACAAAUGUAUAUUAAGGUAAAAUAAAACUGACAAAAUGUUUCUAGGGUGUAGCUGGGUACAUAUUAAGUGACUUGUUGAGCCAGGUACUUCAUUAGUGAGUUUAGAGACUUGGCCAUGAAUAUCCUUUGUCCUGCCCCAGGAUUUAGUUCUCAGCUGCUGUCAUGCAGGCUUCCAGGAACAUAGACUGUUUUACCUCCCCAGCCCUAUUUGUUAUUAGUGAUAUUGUGUAUAAUAUUUUUUAUUCACAGUGAAAUUUCAUUCAUAUUCUUUCAGUUAUCACCUGUGUUAUCUCAGUUGUAGGUUUAUUCUAUCCUCUCCUCUUCCUCUCCCAUUUCUUUUUUAACACAGGAUGAAACAGGUUCAGAGAGGGGACGUGAUUGGCCUAAAGUCAGGAACUAGGCAAGCUGUCAAGCCAUGCUUUGUGACUUUCAAGUUAAUUCUUCUUGUUCUUGUAUAAUAAAGUUCUUGGGGUAGAUGGUGUGUGUGAAACAGUGAAGUCUCAACAGCAGAAAAGAACAAACUGUAAAUUCAUGAAUAAUGGUUCUGGUUAUACUUCCAUUAUCAAGGCUAAUUGUUUUAAGAGAUACUGCCUUGAGUAUAGCAAUAAUAAACAAAUGCUUUAUGUUUCCCUGA